Messenger RNA from Coffea eugenioides, 3271 nucleotides. RefSeq names its product small RNA 2'-O-methyltransferase-like. Gene Ontology annotation, molecular function: RNA methyltransferase activity; O-methyltransferase activity. NCBI's taxonomy places the organism in Eukaryota, Viridiplantae, Streptophyta, Magnoliopsida, Gentianales, Rubiaceae. Gene Ontology annotation, cellular component: cytoplasm; nucleus. The coding region runs from base 293 to 3148 and encodes 951 amino acids. The record is from RefSeq and is a predicted model, not a curated record. Gene Ontology annotation, biological process: siRNA processing; RNA methylation; piRNA processing. The transcript has 10 exons.
AUCUUAAGGGAAGUCUCAGUAAUGUUCUCCUCUUUUUGUGGGUAUAUCGUCUCCUCUUUUAUUAGUGCAUUUUUCUUUCGUUUUGUUGUUUUUCUUUGGCACUCUGGAUUGGCUUGAAGAAUGGUAUGCCAUUCUUUAAUUACUUUUUCUUGAAUUCUUGGCGUCAAUGUGCAAGAAGUUAAAGACGAUGGCAAUCAAAACCCAUAUGACAAUCUGAUGCUUGUGCUUCUCUGAAGAAAGGAGAUUCAACCACUUCAAGUGUGCUUAGUUGACUGUGACUGUAGAAAGACAAAUGGGAACGUUGUCAUCCGCUGCUGUUGCAGCAAAGAAGUCAUCUCUUACGCCUAAAGCCAUUAUAUCUCAGAAGUUUGGCAGUAAGGCCUCCUAUAAGGUCGAUGAAGUCGAGGAAUCUUUCCCAAAUGAAUGCCCAGGGCUAGCAAUCCGGCAGAAGGGUCGCUGCCUUUACCGUUGCCAUCUGCAACUUCCAGAACUUUCUGUUGUCUCUGGAACCUUUACAAGAAAAAAGGAUGCAGAACAAGCGGCUGCAGAGAAGGCUAUAGAAAUGUUAGGUAUCCAUGUGAAGGAAAAUAAUCCCACUGAAGAGGAAGCACGGGACGAGUUGGUCGAUCGUCUUGCAUAUUUAUUCUCAAGUGAGUUCCUCUCAUCUGGUCAUCCUCUCAGUGGUCACUUCAGAGCAGUCUUGAAGACAAAGGGUCAUCUCAAUGGUUGUAUUCCAAUUUCUGUUAUGGCCAUGUAUGAUGCAAAGCUUACUAACCUGUGUAAACACAUAAAUCCUGAAGUUGAGUCAAACCCGCUUGGGAUCACAUCAAUUAUUCUUAGUGCUGCUGAAAAAUUAUCUGGCUCUUUGUUGCCUUUGGAAGAUCAUCUCUCAUUAAAGAGGCAAAGCCCACAUCCUCCUGAUGUUUUACAGUCUGUCGAAAAUUGUGAAUCUACCUUGCCGGAAAGCUUUGAGAUUCAAGCAAUACGUAUCCCUUCUUCUGUAAAUGAGACUAUUGAAACCUUGGUUCUUAACCUGUCCUCUGCUAGUUAUUACCUUGAUGUGAUUGCAGAAGCAUUAGGUGUGACUGAGGCUUCUAGAGUGCAAGUUUCAAGGACUAUAGGCAAAGCUUCCUCUGAGGUCAGAUUAUACUUCUGUCCCAAACAACAAUUGUUAGACCAAUCAUUGGAGCCUCUGGAAGUCCACAGGGUUCAGCUUCAGGGAUCACUUAAUGUCAGAGCAAGUUAUUUUGCGGGUCAGGAAGUGUAUGGGGAUGGCAUUUUGGCAUCUGUAGGUUAUGUUUGGAAGUCUGCCAAUCUGUUUCAUGAAGACAUGUCCAUGCGUACAUAUUAUAGGUUACUCAUCAAUAAGAUACCCAGUGGAGUGUACAAGUUAUCGAGGGAGGCAAUAUUUGUCGCAGAAUUGCCCAUGGUGUUCACCACAAGAAGCAACUGGAGGGGUUUCUUUCCAAGAGAAAUCCUGUAUACAUUCUGCCGUCAGCAUCGUUUGGCAGAACCUGUCUUCUGUAUCCCUAAUAGUUCCUUGGGCACAUCAACAGAUCCACAUGGAACAUGUAAGAAGUUGAAGGUCACAGAGCCUAGUGAAGAAGGGAAAAAGAGUCCAGUUCUUGCUGCUGGUGGUGGAGGUGAGUCAGAUGGACUGACCGGAGACUUUAAAUGUGAAGUGAAGAUCUUUUCAAAGUGUCAGGAUUUGAUCUUGCAGUUUUUGUCGACAAAAGCCUACAAGAAACAGACAGAUGCAGUCCAGAAUGCUGCUUUGAAAGUCCUGUUAUGGUUGAACCUUUUUUUCAGAGAAUCUAAUAUUUCUUCAGAGAAGUUGAGCUCACAUGCAAAGGAACUUGGCAUUCAGUUUUAUUCGGAGUACUUUCUAAAGGAGUUUAAUAUUUGUCCUUUGGUGCAUGACUUUUGGAUGAGCUUUGCUACAGUAGAAGAUGGAUUAUUGGACCGUAAGCAUAUGAAAGCAAAUGAUGACAUGCUAGAAAAUGUGGUUUUCUCUCUUAACAUGGGAGGACAAGCAUCUGGAGUUAAUCCAUCUAGUGGUUCUUUAGUAUGCAUUGGCUACACUUCAUGUUUGGUUACUGAAGGGGGCAUGAAGGAACAUCUUGAAAGCAAUGAAGAGUUUGAAUUUGAGAUGGGCAUUGGAGCUGUUGUUCCUUAUAUUGAAGGAAUUGUAACACAGUUAUCUGUUGGUCAAUCUGCAUGUUUUGGUGCAGAGUUACCUCCUUUGGAAUUUAUUUUGGCAGCUGCCGAUGAUUCUCCAACGACAAUAUCAUUAUUAUCUUCAGGGAAAUGCAGUUUGGAGCACACUAUAACGUUGUUACGUGUAACAGAACCCUUGGAGGACAGAAUGGAGCAGGCUUUGUUCAGCCCUCCUCUGUCAAAGCAGCGUGUUGAGUAUGCGUUACAACACAUCCAAGAGUCACAUGCUUUGUCAAUGAUUGAUUUUGGAUGUGGUUCUGGAAGUUUGCUGGAUUCUCUCCUAGAUUAUCCGACAUCCCUGGAGAAAAUUGUUGGUGUUGAUAUCUCGCAGAAAAGCCUUGCUAGAGCUGCAAAGAUGCUCCAUUCAAAAUUAAACUCCAAGUUGGACUACAAGGUAUCAAGUAACAGAAUCAAAUCUGCAGUACUAUAUGACGGUUCUAUCACAAAUUUCGACUCACGGUUGUGUGGUUUUGAUAUUGGAACCUGCUUAGAGGUGAUUGAACACAUAGAGGAACAAGAAGCAAGCUUAUUUGGUGAUGUUGUGCUUAGCUCUUUCUGUCCAAGGAUUCUUAUCAUCUCCACGCCAAAUUAUGAGUACAAUGUGAUUCUCCAGAAAUCUGCUCCACAAAACCAAGAAGAGGAUCCUGAUGAGAAGAAUCAAUCACAAGCUUAUAAAUUUCGAAACCAUGAUCACAAAUUUGAGUGGACAAGAGCUCAGUUUUGUGAUUGGGCAACUGAUCUAUCAAGAAGGCAUAAUUAUAGUGUUGAAUUCAGUGGAGUUGGUGGUGUUGGUGAUGUAGAGCCAGGAUUUGCCUCCCAGAUUGCUGUCUUUAGAAGCAAAGAAGAAAAUCCCAAGAACGUAGAAAUAGCUCAUCAUUGUAAAGUUAUAUGGGAGUGGAGUGAGGGAGACAGGUCAAAAUCUGCUCUCUAAAACUGUUAGUUGUAUGUUUUUGUUUCGGCCGGCGAUGCUGCCAGAGCAAUUUCUACUAAAAUACCAUUAUAUUUGUCCUUCCUAGUCAAGAACAAAAUAAUUUCAUUAAUUUUUGAGGGGUCC